Molecule: messenger RNA, 440 nt
Organism: Triticum aestivum (bread wheat)
Lineage: Eukaryota; Viridiplantae; Streptophyta; Magnoliopsida; Poales; Poaceae
Product: purine permease 3-like
Exons: 1
Coding region: 1-429 (142 amino acids)
Cellular component (GO): membrane
Molecular function (GO): purine nucleoside transmembrane transporter activity
Source: RefSeq, a predicted model, not a curated record
AUGGGCGCCGCUGGCACGAUGGUGUGCCUGCUCGGUAUGGCCAUUAAGAGCGACUUCGGGGUGCUGCGGAGCGAGGCGGCGACGUUCGGGCUCGGCGAGACCAACUACUACCUGGUGCUCGUGUGGGACGCCGUGUCGUGGCAGCUGCUCAACCUGGGCAUCAUGGGGCUCAUCACCUGCGCCUCCUCGCUCCUCGCCGGCAUCAUGAUCGCCGUCCUCCUGCCGCUCUCCGAGAUCCUCGCCGUCCUCUUCCUCCACGAGAAGUUCGACGGGCCAAAGGGCAUCGCGCUCGUGCUGUCCCUAUGGGGCUUCGCCUCCUACAUGUACGGCGAAAAGGUCCAGCAGAAGAAGGCGGCGGCGCAGAAGAACCAGCUGCUGCAGCAGCAGAUGGCGAGGAAAACCGGAGACCUGGAGCUGGCUACCCCUUGAAGACCGGCAAA